CUCGUCGUACCACUUGUGAUGUCCGCCGAACAUUCCGGCGCCUACUCAUCACCCCAAUACGCGAAGAAGAUGUUCCCGAAGAACUACGACUCCAGCGCUUUCUUGCCAAAAGAAAAACAAGAAACCCAGUUCAAAAGCCACCAAGAAACAAAUGGUUACUACAAUGAUACGUCCAGUUACGCAAGAUCCUCGUUUCUAGAAACAGCUGGAAGUUUCCUCAGCGGCACCGGAGGUCAAGUUGUAUCGGAUCUGGCUAAGGACUUCAUUGCCAGGUCAACUGGGAGUAGCCAGGUUGGUUUUGACUGCAUGUCGCAGGUCCUCAGUUUGAAUCUGACGAACCUGGUGAUACUGAUCGUCCUCAAGGCUCUCGUACUGGCUGCUGGCUUCUUCGGCGCUGGUGCUUGGAAAGGACAUAAUUAUGGACGAAGUUUAGAAGACAACAAAAACGUGAGCUACUUGACUGAAGACGAGAUAAUGCUGUACCUCAGCUACCUCUCUGGGCAGCAGAGCCAGGACUUCGGCUGCCUGUACCGGAUAGCCUGUCUGAAGCCACACCAGUCGGCGCUCUAUGCUUCUGGAGCGGAACUACUGCUGCAGGGAACAAAACUGUUUCAAGGUGACAGUAACGAAUUGGAACCAUACGAAGACAUAUCCAACGGUAUCAGAGAGGCAGCGUCGUGGGGCGAGCGAGGGAUGCCCUGCCACACGCGCUAUCAAUGCACGUAGAACAACUUGCAGUCGAAAAUACGCCUAGAA
Molecule: messenger RNA, 756 nt
Organism: Bicyclus anynana (squinting bush brown)
Lineage: Eukaryota; Metazoa; Arthropoda; Insecta; Lepidoptera; Nymphalidae
Exons: 4
Coding region: 19-726 (235 amino acids)
Source: RefSeq, a predicted model, not a curated record